AUCAACGCUCAUCAUCAUUACCACUUACACAACACCAGCGACAAGAUGCUGUCUGAACACGGACAGUUUACGGCGAUUGUUCUGUGUUUCACUCUGACUCUCUGUCAUGCAUGGACAACCUGUCCCACUCUCAAGCCACCGUUGAGAGGCUCGGUGCGGAUCGACCAUCGCUCUAUCGGCGGGACAAGCUCUAGAGCCACAUAUUCUUGUCAACCGGGCUACUACGUGAGCACUACGUUCGACACCCGCGUCUGCUUGGCGAGCAGGUGGCUGGGACCCAACCCCACGUGUGAGAAAUCACUUUGUCCAACUCUGUCUGCUCCGUCUCCCGGUGGUCUGGUGACAACCGACGUGCGCAAGAGUUCAGGCCAAGCCACCUACAGUUGCCGCGGCAAUUACCACCUUGUCGGUCAACAUGUGAGAGAGUGUAAAGACGGCAGAUGGCAAGGCAACGCACCUCUCUGCGUGGCGUGCCGAUUUCCUUCUCCUCCUGAAUUUGGUUUGGGACCUCAGAUUGUCAACAUUGCAGAUCAGCUACAAAUUGCUACCUACAAAUGUGAAGUAGGUUACAAGCUGGUCGGUGAAGCUAAUCUUGUCUGCCGUAAUGGCUUGAUAAUUGGGAAACUACCAACUUGCCAAUUGGAUGUGUUUGGAGGUGACAAUGGAAUCUGUGACUUCUCGGACGUCUCAGAGCAGUGUCAAUACGUCAAUGAUGCAAACGCUCCAUACCAGUGGGAAAUUAAAGACACAAUUUGUCCUUCACCUCUUGUCAGCCCAGGUUCUAAAACACCGACCAAUACUUCUCAACCAACACUUCCAAGCAUAUCUUUGAGACCAUUGCCCGCUUUCCUGCAGAGUUUAGUGGAUGACAUCAACUCGGUUGUCUCACAACUAAAGCAAGUUACCAGUAAUGACGACGACGACGACGACGACGACGACGACGAUGAUGGUGAUGAUGACGACGAUGAUACACAGAAGAAACCAAUUGCUUUGCCACUGUGUUCUGAGUCACCUAAACCCACUACAACACUGGUAGUGUAUUUUCCCAAGUCUCAAUCACCUAAAUCUUUCACAUCUAUGCAGAAAGCGUCUGAUGAUGACGACGACGACGACGACGACAAAAAGAGUGAUGACUUAGUUCCUGUGGCUAGUCCUCUUGUAGGGAAAGCAGUCGCACCAGUUAUUGACCAUGCUUCAUUCGAGGUUGGGCUAAUGUCAAUAUCUCAUGCCAAGUACAUCAAGUUCACUUUGGAUGUACCUGUUGAGGCAUUGCAUCACGUGAUCAUAGUUUCUGGACAUUGCUUUCCAGAUCCCCCUGGUUCGCAAUACCCUGUUCACGUGACACCUACUCUGUCCGGUCCUCAACCAUACAACCACAAUUUCUGUUUGAAUAUUGACAGCAAAGUCAGAUGUGAUUCGUCUCAGUCUUUCACCUUUGGUAUCCGUGUUACCAUAUACUUUAUUUAUGUCAGUAACACGCCUGCACAGAUCACGUUCCAACCCAAGGGUGCUUAUCGAACCUUUUCUGAAGCUCAAUGUCUGGGAACUAAGGGUGACAACGAGUGAUCAAGGUUUAUUGUGAAAGGUAAACUGAUUGAUAUUGACUGAGACUGAUUGCUGAUUUCAAUGAGUAGUUAUUGACUGUUUUUGUAGAAGAAAGUUAUGUUAGAGGACGUUUAAAUAAGAAUAGUAGUAGGGUAGUGGGUUGAUGCGAUUCUGUGUUUGCUUUGUUUUGUUGUUAGGUUAGCUACUAGAGACACACAAGCCAAUGAUAUUUGGCUUCAGAAA
Molecule: messenger RNA, 1788 nt
Organism: Corticium candelabrum
Lineage: Eukaryota; Metazoa; Porifera; Homoscleromorpha; Homosclerophorida; Plakinidae
Product: E-selectin-like
Exons: 6
Coding region: 46-1566 (506 amino acids)
Source: RefSeq, a predicted model, not a curated record